AUGACCUCCCUCCCGCCAGCAACACUAGUAAUAAUAGACCUAACCCACCGCUUCUCGCCGUCGCAUCUCCUGCCUGCGUUAAGCGUAGAGGAGUUACGACAUAUCCAUGUGUUCCGGGCUACGAAAGGGAAUUUGGCGGCUACGGUUGCGGAGGUGGAGCGAUAUAUGGUUGGGGGGAGGCAUGGGAGUGGGUGGAGGGUUUGGAGGGGGAGUGUGGUUUUAGGGGGGAGUGUGCCGGCUGGGGGACUGGGGGAUGGGUUGUUGGUUAGUACGGGGUGGAGGGGGUGGUUGAGGGUUGAGAGGGAGGAGGUGGGUGGGUUUGGGUUGGGGGGGAGUGUGGAGGAGGCUUGGGGGGGAGAGGGGAGAGAGAUGGAGAGUUAG
Glarea lozoyensis ATCC 20868 is the source of this 381-nucleotide messenger RNA. RefSeq lists its product as uncharacterized. The record is from RefSeq and is a predicted model, not a curated record. The transcript has a single exon. Lineage: Eukaryota; Fungi; Ascomycota; Leotiomycetes; Helotiales; Helotiaceae. Bases 1 to 381 code for a protein of 126 amino acids.